Polyodon spathula (Mississippi paddlefish) is the source of this 4327-nucleotide messenger RNA. RefSeq names its product E3 ubiquitin-protein ligase RNF167-like. Gene Ontology annotation, biological process: ubiquitin-dependent protein catabolic process; positive regulation of DNA-templated transcription; protein ubiquitination. Gene Ontology annotation, cellular component: nucleoplasm; cytoplasm. The record is from RefSeq and is a predicted model, not a curated record. Bases 249 to 1376 code for a protein of 375 amino acids. Gene Ontology annotation, molecular function: ubiquitin protein ligase activity. Lineage: Eukaryota; Metazoa; Chordata; Actinopteri; Acipenseriformes; Polyodontidae. The transcript has 10 exons.
GCCCUCGCAUGCAAACUGUAAACACAAGAAACCGAGACGAAAGCGGCGGAAACUUAUCAUAAUAUCGAGAACAAGGACGCUGCGUAACCCUCUUUUAGCACCCCGGGGGGCGAUUAAAAUAAACGCAGUUUCCCAUAUUCCGUAUACCCUAAUUGCGAAAGAGCAGAAAAUAAAAGGUUUUUAAAUACAGUUUGGCCUGAGAGACCGCCAGGCAGACCAGCCUCUCCGAGUUUGUUUGGUCAGUGAAGAUGCUUGGGAGGACGCCCCUGUCGCUGGCUCCCCUUCUCUUGUUGCUGCCCCCUCUGCUGGGGCAGCUGCCCUUGGCAGGAGCCUUCAUCUACGCAGUGUCGAACAGCAACACUACUGUGAUGUUUGAUGACCUGCCUGCCCUUUUUGGUAACCAGCUGCCUAAAGAUGGAUUAAAGGGUUUUCUGAUCAAUGCCCGUCCUGCCAACGCCUGCUCCCCUAUCGAGGGCCCCCCUGCCAGCAACAACGCCAGCAAGUUCAUCGUCCUGAUCCGAAGAUAUGACUGCAACUUUGACAUCAAGGUCCUGCACGCUCAGCAGGCUGGAUACAGCGCUGCCCUCGUUCACAACGUCGAUUCCAACAGUCUGCUCAACAUGGGCUACAGCAACGAGGAGACUGUGCGUCAGAUCGAGAUCCCCUCCCUCUUCAUAGGAGCCACAGCAUCGGAGUCCUUGCUUGAGUUUUACAUGUACGAUAAGGGCGGUCACCUGCUGCUGCUCCCGGACUUGCCCUUCCCGCUGGGAUUCUACCUCAUUCCCUUUACCGGAAUCGUUGGAAUAGUCAUCCUAGUCAUGUUCACUAUCAUGAUCGUGCGCUGCGUGCAGUACCGGAAAAGAAUCCAGAGAAACAGACUGACCAAGAGCCAGCUGAAGAAAAUCCCUGUCCACAAGUACAAGAAAGGUAAUGAGUAUGAUGUGUGCGCGAUCUGUCUGGAUGAGUAUGAGGAAGGGGACAAGCUGAGAAUCUUGCCCUGCUCCCACGCCUAUCACUGUAAGUGUGUGGACCCGUGGCUCACCCAGACCAAGAAGACCUGCCCCGUGUGCAAGCAGCGUGUGAUACGCACCGCGGAGGACUCGGAGUCCGAUUCGGGAUCCGAGGGGGGUGAGUCGGAGCGCACCCCCCUGCUGGGGCCCCCCUCCCCGGCCAGCACAUCCCAGGCGCAGGGCCAGGCCUUCGGGUCGAUGGGCGAGUCAGCGAGCCUGGCCGCCCCGGUGGAGAGCUACUACACCUUCGAGAACGAGGAGCAGGACUCGGAGUCGGAGGGGAGUCUCAGCGAAGCCCCCCUGCUGUCCGCGGAGCAGCCCACAGUCCAGGCACACUCUGCAGCCACGGGGCCGGUCCGAGUCUAGCAACACUCUCGUCUUUCUUUUUGUGUAGAAUCGCUGUCAUCCUGAUUUUUUUUGAUAACUAUUAGGGGUCAGUUCCUGGUUUUCAAUUCCCUUUUUUUUUUUUUUUUUUUUUAAAUCGUUCCCCUUUUGAAUCGAUCCCAGCACGUCGCCGAUCAAAACGGCAAUGCGGGGUGUUCUGCGAGGAACGAGCUUCUCGCAGCGGUGGGCAAAGGACUUUUUAAAAUUUGAAGUCCGCUGUUUUGUUAGCCAGUGAAGUCGUCUUCAAAUGAAAACAGUUGAACAGCAGUCGCAGCGAGGAUUUCUGAAAGAUCAGUUCCCUUAGCAGAAUUAGGAAUAGACUGUUAAAAAGGACUUGAAAUGCAAAAACAAGAAUUGACCUCAAACCUGAUUAGUAAUAAUAAAACAAAGGCUAGUACUGCUACCGUGAGUGGUAUUAUUAUUAUUAUUAUUAUUAUUUUUUAUUUUUUGUCUUUGUCGGUAAGGAUGGAAACAGGACUCUCACUGCAGAGCGGUUUGAUCCAUUCCUGGUUUUGCUAUGAUAUUUUUAACCAGAUCAAGCUGGUAGUAAUAAAACCUGGAAUGGAUCACACUGCUGUGCAACAGGAGUCUUAUUCCCAUCCCUGCACAGAACAGCCACGAGAAAGUCUAUAUGUUUUAUUUUUAUUCUGCAGAGAAUGUCUUAGACUUUUUUUUGUUUGAUCAUUUUUUUAAGGUCUUUUGAAAAUCAAUGUAUUUUGGCAUGGCUUCAUGCGUACGGAGAAUUUAAGUUAACAAACACAAUAAGGUGAGUUUUGGGGGAGCACCGUUCAGAGUUUUAAAGGGUGCUUUUUAUCUGUCGAAGUGUUUUUUUUUUUUGGGGGGGGGUGCGGAACUGUUUUGAGGGAACCUUUUCAUCUCCAUAUCUGGGCUCUUUUUUUUUACUUUCUAGUUUCACAAAAUACUGAAUGAAUCGCCUUUUUAGAGAAUCUUUAUUUUUGACUCUUUCAUUGAGACGUGCUGAAGCCUGUUAAUUAUGCUUUGGCAUGCAGGGUCUUUGCAGCUUAUCCAUUAAGUGCCCUUGCCCACUUUUAAAGACCGGCAGCUUUGUAAUUUUUUGGAGCAUUCUGAACUGGCAUCAUCGACCUGUUGCUUUAAUUCUCUCUUUAUGUUGUUAUGAUAACUGUUUUUGUGAGCAGAAGUCGUGUUUAGAUGCUUCUGUUCAUUCGGCAGAUGCAGCCCUUCGGAUGAAACUGAAGCUUAAAAAAAUCAAAUUCUUAGUGGUUUUUUUCCCCCACAGCCUGUCAGAAACUGGAAGUGGAGACCCUGCUGUGUAAUGGACAGGUUUCGCUGUGUCCCAAUCGCCUCCUGUCAAAUCUGUUACUCUGUUGUUUUAACACGGUGUCUUGUGAACCCUUGAUAGACUCCCAAAAGGAGCUGGGCUCUUCUAUACCCUGAUCCAGGGCUGUCUAGUCAGUCCCGCUCCUGGAGGGCUAUUCCACUCCAGGUUUGUUUAACAGCUGCAGUGAGAUAAUGAACUCGGUCUGGAUGGAGUUUAAUUGGCUCACGAUUUUAGAACAGGGUCGGAACAAAGACCUGGAGUGGAAGAGCCAGCUUUGCCCAGCCCUGCUUUGCAUUGUCCCGAACUCUCUUGUCUUGUACCCCCAGUUUUCCCUCUCUCUGAAGCCCCUUAAGAAUGUAACGCUUUCCUUCAGUUCUGGUGAAUUGUAUAUAAAAUGUAUUGUUUCAUCUGUGCCAUAAAACACUAAGUACACACUAAUGUAUACAGUUUCUAUUGGGGAUUCCAAUGAUCCAUUUGUCACCUUUCUGCGGUGAGGAAUGCGUUGUGAUUUUAUAUUUGUAUGCUUGUCCUUUUUUUAUUUCGAUUGUUUCUCAAACACACCACAAUAUUAAACUGCCUCCUGCUGUCGUUUCCUGUGCUGCAGGUUACAGUGAGUGUGACCUACAGCACAGGAACUGAUGCAGUGCCAGGUAUCAAAUGCCACUGUGCAAAAAUAAAUUAUAAAGAAAAUCUGGGUCAGUUUGAAUGUAAAAUAAAGAAUAAACGUUAUCCAGACCUGUGAUAUCUCUAGUGCCUGUAAAAGUCGUUUUCUUGUAGGGUUUCUGUGGAAGACAUUGUACUCCCUAAUAGUGCCUAACAAGCACAUCACUAACCAGAGUUUUCUCCUGGAAGACAAGACGCUGUUUGUGAUGUUAAGUGAGCUGGGAAGCGCGCACGUCGUCUUCAGCUUCGUCCCGUGGCUCAUCUCGGCGCAAAAGGGACUCUAUUUGGGUACAUUUGUUAGUCAAAAACAGUUUGAAAGAGCAGGACUUUGUCAUCUUCUGUGUGUCCAUGUAAAGGGCAAACUGGGUUUUCGAUGGGUUUGUGAAAUUCAUUUUUUUUUUUGUUUUUGAAGAAUAUUCUUUAAUCUCGUGGUGAUUUGAUAAUCGAGAACUCGCUGCGCUAGUCUAAAUUGAAUGAAAGGGUUAGUGCAGGGUUUGUAAUUUGCUUUUGUGCACACCUGAUGUCGGUGUAUUUUGAAGUUGUUUUUGCUUUAGCAGAGGGAGGCUGUUCAGAGAGUAUAAGAGCCUCCCUUUCUCUUGAUUUGCACAACUUGAAAAAAGUUAUAAUGCUGGCUUAUAGCUGCACUGAAUAUCUGAAUGUUAAAACAAUGAAAAGAAACAUAUUGAUAACUUUUACUUCAAAUAAAAAUGUUUGCUGCUAAAAUGCAAUAGAUGAUAAGUUUUUCAGUAUUUCUAACGACUAAUUACAGUUUCUCCCUUGUUGAAAUCACACCCAAAGCAUUGUUUUGUGGGAUGUUUAUGUGGUAUCAGAGAAUUAACGAGGGGAGGGGAGGGGGGAACUACAUUCCUUUCAAUUUUUUUUUUUUAAAAAGUUAAAAAUGAAAUGUAUAAGCACACUUCUGUAAAUGUAGUUUUUAAGAAAUGAAUUACCAAUAAACAUGUUUCACAAA